CUGUAUCUUGUUGGAGGAUCUUUUGGACUACGUGAAUUUGCUCAAAUAAGAUACGAUGUCCACAAACUGCAUGGCAAGGUUGAUCCAGCUUUGAAAGAAAAAUUAAAACAGAACACUGUGACGCUGGAAUCUGAAUAUGAGAAGCUGGAGAAGUCUGAUUUGAAUAACUGGGAGAACAUCAGAGGACCCCGUCUGUGGGAAGAUUCCAGGACUGUUCAGAAGCAACGGCGGGAGGCUAUCCGUCUCAAGACAGAGUGACUGAGCAAGCCUACUUUGGUGCCUCUGCAGGAAGAAAACAAAAAGUCUCAGGCUGGACUGUCUUAUUUUUUGAUGCAGUGUCAGGAACAGACAUGGGAGGGGGGAAUUGCACUAAGCAAUUCAUGACGGUGUAUAUAUAAGUAACUGUGAGAUCAGUCCAAAAGGCACUGUAUUACAUGAAGCUCUUUGUUUGCAUCCAUUUGCACAGAGUUCCACAGGCUGUAUAUAUGAAUUCUCAAUUAAAAAAAUAGCUGAUUAUUCUAC
Tauraco erythrolophus (red-crested turaco) is the source of this 522-nucleotide messenger RNA. The record is from RefSeq and is a predicted model, not a curated record. Lineage: Eukaryota; Metazoa; Chordata; Aves; Musophagiformes; Musophagidae.